AAAAAAUAUAUACUAACCGAUCGACCAACCAGAUGUUUGUCCGAUCCACCGCUGUUUUGAUGAAAAUCCAUGCUCUAAUCGAAUCUUCAUCUUCACAAAAAUAAAACAAAGAACUAGAAAUUAAUACAAUCAAAAACGCAAAUCGAAAAAUAAAAGCAUUUUGCUUUACAGUUUCAUAUACAACAAACAAGAACAUUCUUGAAUUCUCUGAUUCUUGCUUCAUUUCGAAUUCCUCCUCUUUUUCUCUCUUCUCUCUCUCUCUAGGGUUUGCCUCAUCUCUCUCGCUCACUGAUUCCUCGCAAACUGCUAUCGGAGGUUGGAGAUUUGUGAGAAAGUUGCUAAAUUUAGGAAGCCUGAACCGAGAUUACAAGUCAUCAGCUGACACCUUUGCUAGGAGGUUCUUCAUUGUUGGCGGAAAAAUAAGUUUUAACAGCUAGAGUAAAUUGUAUUUCUGAAUUGAGUAUCAUAAACUCAUAUUCCUUUCAUGUUACAUUCACAAGUUUUAUGCAAAUUUGGACACAGUGACUGCAAUCCUUUCUUGGUAGAUGCACUCGGGCAUAAAUUUGCUACUCAAGCAAAUAAUUGUUAUUUGUCCUUACUCUGCAUUCUUCUCCAGAUUUAGGAGUUGUUAUCAGCUUCAAGAACUGAUGUUUGGGUCUUCAGGGAAUUAAAGGAUGUUAUUUGAAUGGAUUUUGUCUUUGGUGUCUCUGAAAAGAAAGGAUAAAAUGGUCACAUUUAUUACAUUUCUCUGAAGUUUGUUGGACUCUAAAGUGAUUCUAUAUAACUGAAUGCUGGAUAAUAGUGCAUUUUUGUCUUUUGUGAUCAUAUUUGAAUGAUGGGAACAUGGUGUAGAGUUUUUAUGUUGGUUCCACUAACGACUGAGUCAGAAUUAUUGUUUUAUCGAUAUGCAGUUGGUUCCAUUUCUGCAUGUAGAGUGCAAAACUAUUGAUUUUGAAGAAUGGAUGACUACAGAGAACCUGAGAUUCUGCUUCCUAGUUGGAUCAGCAAGAAUCCAUUUGGGAUGGCUGAAUCUCGCCUCUUCGUUGUCUCUUGCUUUGUUGCUGGCUUAAUUGGGAUCCUGACUAUAGCCUACACUGCCUACCAAUGGAGAAGAAAUAUCAACUUGAGUUGGAUGAAAGCAAUAGCCAGGUCGAAGAAAAACCCAAAGGCAAGGAGUAAGGUUCCUGUUGUUCCUCAUACAUGGAUGUUGGAAUCCGUGUCGCGAGGAAAAAGUUUAAACUGCUGUGUAUGCUUAAAGUCGGUGUCCCCUUCUCAAGCUCUCGGACCGAUGGGGGCCUUAGACACGUUUAUACACCGCUGUAGUAUAUGUGGUGUGGCAGCUCACCUGGGCUGCUCGUCGAAUGCACAUAAGGAUUGCAAGUGUGUGUCUAUGGUUGGCUAUGAGCACGUGAUACACCAAUGGGCUAUCCGAUGGACUGAGGUCACAGAUCAACCUGAUGAAACCUCUUUUUGUAACUAUUGUGAAGAGCCUUGCAGUGGGUCUUUCCUUGGGGGAUCCCCUAUAUGGUGUUGCUUGUGGUGUCAACGGUUGGUACAUGUCGACUGCCAAAAUAGCAUAUCCUGCGAAACAGGUGAUAUUUGUGAUUUGGGCCCAUUUAGAAGGCUGAUUUUAUCUCCUCUUUUUGUGAAGGAGCUGAACCGUUGUUCCUCGGGUGGAUUUUUGAGUUCCAUAACCCAUGGAGCUAAUGAGAUUGCAUCUUCUAUGCGUGCUACUAUUAGGAGUCAAAGCAAGAAGCACAAGCAGGGAAAUGAAACCACUGCUGACACAGGUGAUAGCAGUAGCAUUGCUGACACAUCCACAGAAAGCACAUCUGAUACCCAUCAUACAGUUAACGGUUCUCACAGAAUGGAGGAAAGUAGCAACAGCAGCAGAAGUAUUGGCAGUGUGGAUGAGCAACACAAAGGCGAUACUGUUAAAAAAUUGGAUUCUAAACCUAGUUUAAAAAGAAGUUCAUCAAUUGAUCAAAAGGAUGAAUCUCAAACUGUGGGAUUGAAACAGAGGUAUGAGUUGAUUGAUUUGCCACCAGAUGCAAGACCCUUGUUAGUUUUCAUUAACAAGAAGAGUGGGGCUCAGCGAGGAGGUUCACUCAGGCAACGUUUGAACAUGCUCUUGAAUCCUGUUCAGGUUUUCGAGUUGAGUUCAACACAAGGACCAGAAGUGGGUCUCUAUUUAUUUAGACGAGUGCCCCACUUUAGAAUUCUUGUAUGUGGAGGAGAUGGUACUGUUGGCUGGGUUCUGAAUGCCAUAGACAAGCAAAAUUUUGUUUCUCCUCCUCCAGUUGCAAUUCUUCCUGCAGGAACAGGAAAUGACUUGGCCCGCGUUUUGUCAUGGGGAGGUGGUUUGGGUUCAGUGGAGAGACAAGGGGGCCUUUGCACGUUGCUGCAUCACAUAGAACAUGCUGCUGUAACCAUUCUUGAUCGAUGGAAGAUAGCAACUCUAAAUCAGCAGGGAAAGCAACUUCAAACCCCAAAAUUUAUGAACAACUAUCUAGGGGUUGGGUGUGAUGCAAAGGUUGCUCUGGAAAUCCAUAAUCUAAGGGAGGAGAACCCAGAAAAGUUCUAUAACCAGUUUAUGAAUAAAGUUCUUUAUGCAAGAGAAGGCGCUAAGACUAUAAUGGACAGGACAUUUGCGGACUUACCUUGGCAAAUUAGGGUGGAGGUAGAUGGUGUAGAGAUUGAAGUCCCUGAGGAUGCAGAAGGCGUUCUUGUUGUUAAUAUUGGAAGCUAUAUGGGUGGUGUAGAUUUGUGGCAGAAUGAGGAUGAAACUUAUGAUAAUUUUGAUCCUCAGUCCAUGCAUGAUAAGAUACUGGAGGUUGUGAGCAUAUCAGGGACUUGGCAUCUUGGAAAGCUUCAGGUGGGGCUUUCUCGUGCUCGAAGGCUCACCCAAGGGCAAUCAAUUAAGAUUCAGCUUUUUGCUGCAUUGCCUGUUCAAAUAGACGGAGAACCUUGGCUUCAGCAACCAUGUACAUUGGCCAUCUCUCAUCAUGGCCAGGUUCUCUCUCUCUCUCUCUGUCUCUCUCUCAAAUACAGCAUGCAAGCCCGUAAGGCACUAUUUAUCAGAUGUUGGUCAAAACCCUCUUCCUGUGGCCUUCAUGUUGAAGAGAGCAACAGAGGAACCUCUCGGUCAUGCCGCAGCCAUUAUUACUGAUGUUCUUGAGAAUGCUGAAACAAAUCGUGUGAUUAAUGCAUCACAGAAACGAGCUCUUCUUCAAGAAAUGGCGCUGAGGCUGUCCUAGAGUACUGCCUACGUGCCGACACUAGAUACCAUUCAGGGGUUGAGCUGCAGCUGUUUUUUGGCGAGUUUUUUUGCUUUCUUGGCUCUUUGUACAGUGUAUAUCAUCAUUGGUCUCUCUAUUUCAUGUGUGACAUCUUUUGAAACUUAACUCAAUGCUGCAAGUUCAACCUUGUGUAUAUGAAUCUUGAUUAAUAGCAAAAUUAAGAGGGGUUUUUAUUUUAUUUUUAUUUUUU
Molecule: messenger RNA, 3489 nt
Organism: Camellia sinensis
Lineage: Eukaryota; Viridiplantae; Streptophyta; Magnoliopsida; Ericales; Theaceae
Product: diacylglycerol kinase 1
Biological process (GO): phospholipase C-activating G protein-coupled receptor signaling pathway
Cellular component (GO): membrane
Molecular function (GO): ATP-dependent diacylglycerol kinase activity
Source: RefSeq, a predicted model, not a curated record